Messenger RNA from Ixodes scapularis (black-legged tick), 859 nucleotides. RefSeq lists its product as uncharacterized. Bases 1 to 846 code for a protein of 281 amino acids. The record is from RefSeq and is a predicted model, not a curated record. The transcript is spliced from 5 exons. NCBI's taxonomy places the organism in Eukaryota, Metazoa, Arthropoda, Arachnida, Ixodida, Ixodidae.
AUGGAGCAACGUUUUCAACUUCUCCUCCUUCUCUUGUUGAUUCCCAUCCAACAAAGUUGCGGCUACCUUUUUGAUGUUCAAGAUGCGAUCUACGAAUUCCUCGUGACGAACUGCUCUAACAAUGAAAGGGUGUUAACUUUUGAUAUCGAAGGAGACAACAAAACCCGAGGUGCCACUGGGAACGCCGAAAAACUUGCAGAACACCCACCUGUGAAGUUCCACGUCGGCCCGGUGACGUACGGCACUGCUAAAGUACAAUCGCUAGAGUUGUCUGCUGUCUAUGUCCAGACUUUUCACAACAACCAGUCUGACGUGGAGGACAGGGCUUAUAUAUCGGAACAAAUAGAACAGGAAGACGAGUACAUGUGGACCGUUACCAGUGGAGCAGAAUUAUCUCUUAAGGUCAAGUUCAAAGUAGAAGUUCCACUAGUAUAUAGUUUCAGCACAGAAUUUUCAGGAACACUGAAGACUAGUUCUGGAUCCACCACGGUCGAAACACGCACUACGCGACAAUGGAUUAAACAAGAUGUAAGAAUACCCCCUGGAGCCAUUAUUGAAGCCAAGUGGUAUGUCAGCAAAGCGCAAGUGGAGGUGCCAUGGGAAUCAAACAUUACCAUGAAGGGAUACGUCGCAGCGUUGUUUGAAUCACCCACUGGGCUAACAUGGAAGUACUUUAAUGUGAACGACAUUAAACAUGAACAAUUAAUACACGAAGAAGAUUCCGUCAUAUUCCAGGCAAAGGGGCUGUUUAAAGCAAACGUAGCUCAGAGCUACCACCUUUCCACCACCGAGAGAGAAUUAACGCAUCACACUGCGAGCUUGGCUAAAUAUAUUUUCGAGGAAUAAAGUUGGUGCACCA